AUGGCCUCAACAAGCCCAAACCCACCCGGCAACAUCACCAGCGUCGUGGUUUCGCCCGACCCUCCCUCAGUCCCGGCUCCGGCCCUACCGGAGCUCAGCAGAGGCACGUGGAGCAAGCGCUACGGCCGCUACGACUUUGAAAGGUUCGAUCACAUCAACCACAGGGACGCGCUGGUGGGCGGCGCGUCCAUCGGCAACGUGCAAGUCGACUGCAACCUGCUCUUCGCCGAGUCGCAGUGGGGCUUGCUGGAGGAGGCCGACGCCGGCAUCGUCUACAUCGAUUUUCACAUCCAGCAGCCCGCCGACUACAGGCUGGACUGGGCGAGGAUAGAAAUCACCCUCGAGGACGUCCGCGAGGUGCACCAUGGCCUCCCCGCUCAGAUCACGCAGUACUACGGCCCGCGCCGCGUCGUCGGUCCCGAGAGCACCAAGACCAAGCUGGAGCGCCUCAGUGUCGAGCCGAGGCUUGAGAUGAUGGGAGCUGGAGGCGGGCUGGGGGGCAAGGAGUUCGAGACCACGUUCGAGGUGCCGUGCAGGUGGGAGUUUACUGGCGCGAGGGUGUGUCGGGACGAGAAGGGCAGGAAGGUCUUUACCGGCCUGCACAGGACGCUGGAGUGGAACCUGAAGGAGAACGAGCUGGACCCCGGGCAGCAGAACCUCGUCAAGACGGCGUUUGCGUUUGCGCGCCGAGGGGAAGCCUUUCUGAUGAAGAUCAAGGUCCGUGGCGGGUUGAAGGGGACGUUGAAUAAGAUCAAGGCAAAGUUCUCGCAUAAGAAGGGUUCCAAGGGCGGCACGUCGACCACCAGGAUCGGGCCGCACAGUGGCCCAAAGCGAUCUCUGGACAGCCUGGCCAGCGGCCUAGACAAGGCCAUGGAGAUGAAGAACCAGCAGCUUACUGCGCUGGAGCUGCCUCGGCCACAACCUGCGACUUUCUGCCAGCUUGUUGCUCCACAAGUAGCAACGGCAAGUAGUAGCCCGAGUAGCCACCAGGACGCGCAGACCGUCGCUCCAACCCCUGCUGCUCUUCCGUCGUCUUCCAGGCCGCAGGCAAUCCUCCCGUCCGUGCCGGCUCCUGUACAGAUCGCAGCAGUGCCGCCGCCCUUGACAGCACCAGCCACCUCGCAGGACCGAACGCAGCCGACGCUGGAGAACCUGAGCGCGAUGGCGGAGCUGUUUAUGCGUCCAAGCCUCGACAAAAUACGGCAGGAAAUAAGCCUGCAAACAGCCACGAAUCCUCCAUUUACAGUGGCGACCAUCCCGAGCGACACUUGCAGCACCGUAUCGAUCCCAAGCGUCACGGUUGUAGCCACCCCGGAGACAGAGACGACCUCCGCUCCUACCACUGCAACGUUAGUCGAGGAGGCCGCAGCACCUGAACCCGUCGUUGUUGUUGGCCAAGGAACUGUGGCACCUGCGGACGAUGAAGUCGCCAUACUUCAGGAGGCCCUGUCGAAACGAAUGCAAAAGCUCAGAGGCGCCUUGCUCUGGAUGAUGCUCCACCCUCCAAGCCUCGGCAGCAACCAUGACGAUAGCAUUGGUGUUCCCCGUCGGCAGGUCCGGGUGCAUGCUGGCGUCGACGACGUACAGGUUCUCCAUGCCGUGCACCCUGGCGUCGGGGCCGACCACAGACGAGGCCUUGUCCUCGCCCAUGGCCGCAGUGCCGACAAAGUGGUUCCCGGGCUCGAUCUUGUCGAGCACCGCAGUGGCGUUGGUGUAGCCCUUGAGCUGCCAUCCGGGGUAGGCCUUGACGGCGGCGGCCGUCUCCUCGAUGAAGGCCAGCGCGGCCCUGCGGUCCGCCUCGUCGACCAGAUAAGGCUUCUGCCUGAACACCAUCUUGCCGGAGCCGUCGAUGCCGACGGAUCCCUUGGACGUCAGGCCGUGCGUCAGGUACGCCUUGAUGCCGAACAGGCCGGGCCCGCCGGGCGAGCACGAGCCCUGGAUGUACCGCGUGCGGUUGUCGCCGCCCGCCCGGUUGGACGUCCAGAAGAUGAGCUUGUGCAUGCCCUGCGUCAGCUCGCCCGACGACCCGUCGUUGUACAGCGAGAUGUCCGACGCGGCGGACGAGGCGCCAAAGGCGGCGGCGGAGGCGUUGAAGGCGCCAAACGUCUCGUUGGUCUGGAUGUUGAGGGUGAAGAUGGAGUGGUCGCGGAUGGUGCGGCCGACGGGCAGGUCGACCCACUGGUCACGGGCGGGGAGCUCGACGCCGCUCGUGCCGUUCUGGAUGAUGCGCAGCUGGUCCUCGGGGCCGAUGCCCGAGUUGAGCAGCACGCGCGGGGUGCCCCAGGUGCCGGCGGCCAGGAUCACCUUGCCGCCCUCGGCGAGGCGGAAGCGUGUCUUGCUGCUGCUGCUGCUGCUGCCGCUGCUGCCGCUGCCGCCGUCCACCUCGACGCCCGUGACCUUGCCGCCCUCGCGGAGCAGGCGCGACACGGUGGCGUUGAGCCGCAUGCUGAAGCCGCGUUGCUGGCGCGCGACCGGGAGGUAGCUGGCCAGCGACCCGGCGCGCUUCUGGUUGCCGAUGUUCCAGUUCGGGUACGAGUAGGCCUCGUGCUUCUCGUCGGGCUGCUCGGUCUGGCUGACGGCCUUCCAGCCGCGCGAGGCCAGGAACCCGCUGCCCAGGGCGUCGUACAGCCCAAAGUCGUAGCGGCGGCCGUCGGCCGACGGGACCGACGAGCCGGGGUUGACGGCGUAGACGCGGUCCGCGGCCGGCUUGACGUCGUCCCACUUCCAGCCGCGGGGCCAGCCGUCGUCAAAGUCGCGGGCGGGCGGGUGGACGUAGACGAGGUAGUUGAAGGAGCCGGCGCCCCCGAGCACGCAGGCCGACACGCCCUCGGUGUCUGGGCACAUGUACUUGGAAAAGAGGCCGAGGUCGCGCACGGCCGGGGCCAGGCCGGGCACGUCGGUCGGGGUGAGCGUGUCGUUCCACGCGAGCACGUUCUCGGCCCCCGUCGCCACCGUGGGGCCGACGCCGCGCUCCAGGAGGAGCACGUGCUUGCCGGUCUGGGCGAGCCGCGUAGCCGCGAUGAUGCCGGCCUGGCCGCCACCCACGACGAUGUGGUCGUAGGUCUGCUUGGCGGCGCAAGAACUGUUGCCGGCGGCCGUGACGGCGGCGAUGGCGCACGCCAGGCUGGAGAGCAGGGUCGUCCUCAUGAUGUUGGCUGGUGUUGGUGUGGUCUGGUCUGGUGUGGUCCGGUCUGGUGUGGUCCGGUCUGGUCUAGUGAGUUAUCCGUCUAA
Pyricularia pennisetigena is the source of this 3231-nucleotide messenger RNA. RefSeq lists its product as uncharacterized. The record is from RefSeq and is a predicted model, not a curated record. The coding region runs from base 1 to 3231 and encodes 1076 amino acids. The transcript is spliced from 2 exons. Lineage: Eukaryota; Fungi; Ascomycota; Sordariomycetes; Magnaporthales; Pyriculariaceae.